Molecule: messenger RNA, 417 nt
Organism: Colletotrichum aenigma
Lineage: Eukaryota; Fungi; Ascomycota; Sordariomycetes; Glomerellales; Glomerellaceae
Exons: 2
Coding region: 1-417 (138 amino acids)
Source: RefSeq, a predicted model, not a curated record
AUGGCUCCUGCUCUAGAUUCCGCACCGGAUGCCGCAAGCAACACAGCCGGCGAUGCCUCGUCCACGCCCAAAGCUAUCAAGUCCGAGAUCGACGCUGAGCCCGACAUCACACCCAUCCGCGCAAGCAUUGCAUCUCCCGAAGAAUCCAAGAGCAAGGUCCCCGCCUUCGACUCCGACAAACCCGACUCCGACAAACCCGACUCCGACAAACCCAAGUUUACUGCACAGCCUGCCUACGAACAGGAGGCAUUCACUUGGGUCUCGUUUGAUAUAGGCUGCGAGAAUGGGCUUUCAUUUGUAAAGGUCAAAGACUUCGAGGACAGCCUUCGUCAAACCUUCCCUGACGCACGCAUCAGCUGCCACAAGAGCGUGUCAAAGACGAUCCAGAAUGAGACCAAGAAAAGGCGUCUUGAUUAG